CUCUAAGAAAGACAGUAAUACAUAACUGUAGUCAAGAAACAUACAGUAGAACACAAUGACUCAAUGGACGUGGAGACAUAAUGCGUCCUGCUGCAUCGGGCAUCUUCGGAAAGGCGAUGAGCCUUCGGAACUCUUCGCGAGGUCAUGGCGAGGGCGAGUGUCCCCCCUGUUUUGGAGGCUGCCGAUCCUGCUCUGGGCUUUGGCAGUCAUCGGCUGGUCGGGCGCCGGCUUCUGGGGACCGCCGGAGAUGUUCUUCCUGUACAUGACACAUUGGGGGCUGAUACUGAUUUUGGUGGAGUCUUUGUUCGGAGUCGCAGUUACGAUGAUGAAGCAUUGUGAAACAUUGCCUGAUGCAACGUUUGGUCUACCGUGGUAUGUCAAGACUUACUGGGUCCUGUACAACAUAACCAUUCCUGUCGCUUUUCUCAUCACUAUAUUCUACUGGGGCGUUCUAAAAACAUCCGGAAGAAUGGUGAACUACGCCCCAAACCCAGUGCUGGAUGUGAUGCUCCACGGCGUCAACUCGCUGGUGAUGCUUGUGGAGCUGGUUGCGUCGGCGCACCCCUCGCGGCUGGUGCACAUUAUGCAGCCACUUUAUUUCGCGCUGGCCUAUCUGCUGUUUUCUGUUGGAUAUUAUGCGGCUGGUGGCCUGGACCCAUGGGGUAACCCUUUUAUUUACCCUGUGAUCGACUGGUCGAAGCCGAACCAGACGAUGGUAGUGGUCACGUUGACUGCACUGUUCCUGGCGCUGAUGCAUAUCCUUACUGUUGGGAUUGCUUCGCUACGUGACGUCAUAUCGCGAAAGUACAUCAGAGAUUCUACAGGAGUCUAUAAUGACGGAUUCAAGGCUUGAAAUAUAAAUGCGAAAAAGUGAUUGAAGAACCAAGUGAUCCCAAGUGUGUCUUGAAUACGUGUUUAAACUGACGUGUAGAUUUGCAGAUCAAAUAAGCAUUGGUGCUUGUCGGCUGUCGUGCUAAUAUGUGCUUUACUUAGACUUAGAACACUAUUUAUACCUAAAUAAGGGCCUGCCGGCCGUCAAUGUGUCAUGGACUUGUAUUCCUAAAUGUGUAGUACGUAUUUUUCCUCAUUAUGUUCGACCCCGUUGUCCGUCAAUGCCAAGCUACAGCGGGACCCAUUCGUUAUUAUCAACGCCUGAUGGUUUAGUUAGGUUCGACUUAGUUAAAUUUACUACA
Cydia amplana is the source of this 1193-nucleotide messenger RNA. Its product is annotated as protein rolling stone-like. The record is from RefSeq and is a predicted model, not a curated record. Lineage: Eukaryota; Metazoa; Arthropoda; Insecta; Lepidoptera; Tortricidae. Gene Ontology annotation, cellular component: membrane. The transcript is spliced from 4 exons. Bases 56 to 853 code for a protein of 265 amino acids.